Molecule: messenger RNA, 899 nt
Organism: Venturia canescens
Lineage: Eukaryota; Metazoa; Arthropoda; Insecta; Hymenoptera; Ichneumonidae
Exons: 3
Coding region: 3-320 (105 amino acids)
Source: RefSeq, a predicted model, not a curated record
ACAUGUCGACGUCGAGUGCGACUCUGGUACGUUCUUGUGCUUCGACGACGUGCAUACAAACACAUCAAACGGGAUUUUGGGUCGGUAAGAGCCGAGCCCUUGAUGGGAGGGUAUUGGAGAACUGGAGGGUCGAGGAAACACGAAAUUGUGACGAUUCUCGGUCGGCCAGUUUAGGAGGAUCUAAAAUGACGCGGUACUGGCGGGAUUCGAAUGCUCGAAGCCAGUGGAAUCGAAGGGGGAUGGGAGCCUGGAACAUGGUCCGGGAUGCGGUGGGAAAUGGAAGACGAUUUGAUAUCGCUUUCCCAACUGGGUCAACGUGAUCAUCAUGCACACUUGUCUCGGGGGCUGGCUAUUAAACGCGCGAGCAGCCGAGGAACAGCGAGACUCGAUACGUGCGAGAGAAUUCGCAUUACGUUACGAACCGACAAUUCAGAGAGGCAGAAUUUCACAUGAGUUUCUGCGAAGGCUCAAAAAAACAAAACGAAAUGGCCACUUUUUAUUUUCCGAUGAAAAAAGUCAUUUAAAGUAAUCCGAGAAGGUUUUGUACUUUUGAAAAAUGAAAUUUCGUCGAGAAUGUGUCAAAAAAUUAUUUAUUCCGUAUCAAGUGGAGGACUGCUUAAUUUUACGCUUAAUUUUACUCUCAACUGCUUAAUUUUACGCGCAGUUUUGGUUUUUCGGUUUUUUUUUUUCGAUUCUCUGAAUUGAAAGUUGAAUAUUACAUUGAAAAAAUGUGAAGAAAUAAAAUUUCGGUUUUUGCACGUGCAUUCUACUUUCUAAUAAAAAUAUUUUAAUGUAAUUAUGAUAAAGAAUUACAAUGAUUAAAAAUUACGAUGAAUUAUGAUCGAAGCGACGUUCCGAUAAUCUAAUGUUUUUCUACUGUUUUUGAAAAACCGAUCUAC